AUGGAGCUGGUCCUGGCCCACAGGCCUCCCAACCAGCAAGGAGGGCUGCUGCUGGCUGCCCUUCUAGAUGAGGCUUCACAGAACAAGGUGUGCACCCCGGCGUGGGGGGGUGGUGUGCAUGCUAACAGCAGCCCAAGAACAGUGCGUUUGACGGUGACAUUUUAUGGGCCGCCUCUCUUCGGCCUGAAAUGUUCUCUCUCUUCCCUCCCCCCGGUCCCCUACCCCUCUCUCGUCUGUCUCUUCCCAGAGGGUAUGAACUGCAUGAACAAAGACCACGGCUGUGCCCACAUCUGCCGGGAGACGCCCAAAGGUGGGGUGGCCUGUGACUGCAGGCCCGGCUUUGACCUUGCCCAAAACCAGAAGGACUGCACACUAACCUGUAACUAUGGAAACGGAGGCUGCCAGCACAGCUGUGAGGACACGGACACGGGCCCCAUGUGUGGCUGCCACCAGAAGUACGCCCUCCACUCAGACGGUCGGACGUGCAUCGAGAAGGAUGAGGCUGCAAUUGAGCGCUCUCAGUUCAAUGCCACGUCAGUAGCUGAUGUGGACAAGCGGGUGAAACGGCGGCUCCUCAUGGAGACGUGUGCAGUAAACAACGGAGGCUGCGACCGGACCUGCAGGGAUACGGCCACUGGCGUGCGGUGCAGCUGCCCCGUGGGAUUCACGCUGCAGCCCGACGGGAAGACGUGCAAAGACAUCAACGAGUGCCUGGCCAACAACGGGGGCUGCGACCACUUCUGCCGCAACACCGUGGGCAGCUUCGAGUGCGGCUGCCGGAAGGGCUACAAGCUGCUGACCGACGAGCGGACGUGCCAAGACAUCGACGAGUGCUCCUUCGAGCGGACCUGUGACCACAUCUGCAUCAACUCCCCGGGCAGCUUCCAGUGCGAGUGUCACCGUGGCUACACACUCUAUGGGACAACCCACUGCGGAGAUGUGGACGAGUGCAGCAUGAACAACGGGAGCUGUGACCAGGGCUGCGUCAACACCAAGGGCAGCUACGAAUGCGUCUGCCCCCCGGGGAGGCGGCUCCACUGGAACCGGAAGGACUGUGUGGAGACAGGCAAGUGCCUUUCUCGGGCCAAGGCCUCCCCCUGGGCCCAGCUGUCCUGCAGCAAGGUGGGCGGCGUGGAGAGCUGCUCCCUUUCCUGCCCAGCCCACUCACUCUUCGUGCCAGACUCGGAAAACAGCUACAGCCUGAGCUGCGGGGUCCCGGGUCUCCAGGGCAAGAUGCCGCCGAAGCAUAACAACACCAGCUCCAGCACUGGGCCCAGCUGCUCAGGUGUGCCUGCCCCCGUCAGGCAGAAGGCCCGCUUCAAGAUCCGAGACGCCAAGUGCCACCUCCGGCCCCACAGCCGGGAGCCAGCAAAGGAGGCCCUGAGGCAGCUGCUGCUGGAAAACUGCCAUCUGACCUUUGUGACCCUCAAAUGUGACUCCUCCAAGAAGAGGCGCCGUGGCAAAAAGUCCCCAUCCAAGGAGGUGACCCACAUCACAGCGGAGUUCGAGGUGGAGACAAAGAUGGAAGAGGCGUCAGACACCUGUGAGGCGGACUGCAUGCGGAAGCGCGCCGAGCAGAGCCUGCAGGCCGCCAUCAAGACUCUGCGGAAGUCCAUCGGCCGGCAGCACUUCUCCAUCCAGGUCGCAGGCACAGAGUACGCGAUGGCCCAGUGGCCGGCCAAGGCCCUGGAGGGCCAGGGGGCGUGCGUCACAGGCCAGGUGUUACAGGACGGGAAAUGCGUGGCCUGCGGGCCUGGCACCUACUUCAGCGGAGAGCCUGGCCAGUGUGUGCCAUGCGCGCCGGGGUCCUACCAGGACGGGGACGGCCAACUCAGCUGCAUGCCAUGCCCCAGCAGCGACGGGCUCGGCCUGGCUGGUGCCCGCAACGUAUCCGAAUGUGGAGGCCAGUGUUCCCCAGGCUUCUUCUCCCCGGAUGGCUUCAGGCCCUGCCAGGCCUGCCCAGUGGGCACAUACCAGCCUGAGCCUGGGCGCACAGGGUGCUUCCCCUGCGGAGGGGGGCUGCUCACCAAGCAGGAGGGCACAGUCUCCUUCCAAGACUGCGAGGCCAAAGUGCACUGUUCCCCGGGGCACCACUACAAUACCAGGACACACCGGUGUAUCCGCUGCCCGGUGGGCACCUACCAGCCCGAGUUUGGCCAGAACCACUGCAUCACCUGCCCGGGCAACACCAGCACGGACUUCGAUGGCUCCACCAACGUCACACACUGCAAAAACCAGCACUGCGGCGGCGAGCUCGGCGACUACACAGGCUACAUCGAGUCCCCCAACUACCCCGGCGACUAUCCGGCCAACGCUGAGUGCGUGUGGCACAUCUCACCGCCCCCCAAGCGCAGAAUCCUCAUCGUGGUCCCCGAGAUCUUCCUGCCCGUUGAGGAUGAGUGCGGCGACGUCCUGGUCAUGAGGAAGAGCGCAUCACCCGCAUCUAUCACCACAUAUGAGACCUGCCAGACCUACGAGAGGCCCAUCGCCUUCACCUCCCGCUCCCGGAAGCUCUGGAUCCAGUUCAAAUCCAAUGAAGGCAACAGCGGCAAAGGAUUCCAAGUGCCCUACGUGACCUAUGACGAGGACUACCAGCAGUUGAUAGAAGAUAUCGUUCGCGAUGGACGGCUCUACGCCUCGGAGAAUCACCAGGAAAUUUUAAAAGACAAGAAACUCAUCAAGGCCCUCUUCGAUGUGUUGGCGCAUCCCCAGAACUACUUCAAGUACACAGCCCAGGAGUCCAAGGAGAUGUUCCCGCGGUCCUUCAUCAAACUGCUGCGCUCCAAAGUGUCCCGAUUCCUGCGGCCCUACAAAUAAUGCCCUGCUCGGGGAUGGGGGGGUGUCCCGACGGGGAGGGGAGAGUGCCUUCCCUCCACAGGAGAGGCUAGAAGGCGGCUCCGCGGGCCUCCACACUCUGCCUCGGGAAGCCACCACGGCGUCUGCCCUUCGGAAACACGGACCAGCCCGUGGGGGUGAGACCACGUCCAGGCCGAGACCCCGGCCCGCCGCACUCCUCGGAUGGCCCCACGGGGAAAACACUGCGGCUUUUCUCCCUCGCUCCCUCUGCCUGUUCGAUUCCAGGACAGCAGCCUCUCCUGAGCCGGCACUAGAGGACCCGCCCGGGGCCGGGACACCCUGUGCGCAGCCAGGUCCUGGGCAGAGAGCACAUUUGGGGGGGGUGGCACGUGGCCUCACCUGACGCCUCGGGGGGUGGGGGCGUGGCUGCCUCUGCCCCCAGGCAAGCUCUGGGAGGCAUCAUCUGAGACAGGAAGCCAGGCUGCGGGAGGAGGGGUGUGGGAAGGCGCCUGGGAGCUUUGAUAAGCCAGUGUCUGCACCUGCAAGGCAUCCGCACCCCACCCCACCCCUCCGGCCACGGGCCCGGGACGCAGGCGCCACGUGGUGAGGCUCUAAGGAUUCUGUGAUGGGACAGAAAAGAGCUGCUAGCGGAGGAAACUGUAGAUUUGUGCUUUCCCUUGAUAGAGCAUCUAAUUAAGUGCUAUAUAUAUAUAUAACUAUAAAUAUAAAUAUAAUAUACUUCUAUUUGUGGGUACUUUAGGAAAAUCCUCUUUAGUGACUAUAAAUAUGAAAUGCAACCCCACCUCUUCCCUCACAGGCUGUUGCCAGCAUCCCUGAGUGAUUAACCGCCCCGCCAGGUGCUUGCCACUGGUUUAUGUGGGGCCGGGAGCCUGCAGGAUGGGGAGAAGGCAGGCUGGUUCUGGACGCACUCUGGAAUACAUAUUUUUGGGGAACUGGGCUCCGAUGCUUUGCUGGAGUGUUGCCCUCAGAUACAAUAUGGUAGAAGGCAGUUUCCCCUUGGGCCCUUUCCUGUGGGUACAGGAGCCCAGCAGUAAACCUUGAAAGGGGCCUGUGCUGACCCUGAGGCCAUGACCUUGGGGUCUGUGCCGUGGCCUCGUGCCACAGGGAAACAAGGCCUUGCCCACGUGAGCACAGGCUGUGCCACCGCGAGAGGCCUCAGAGGGCAGGUGGCCAGCAUCCGAGGCCGGGCCCCGAGAGUGCUGCGCCCCUCGGAGAGUCUGUCUUUAAAGAAGAGAAGUCCAGAGUCUGACCCGGUUGCAUGGUGUCCCCCUCAGCCAGGAAGCCUGCCCCGGGGUAGAGCCAGAAAAGUUCCCGCGGCGCUGAGGCCUCGCCUGCCGGCCGACUGCCAAAGAAACACGCGUAGGAAGCGGUCUGUAUCUUUAGGGCUAACAAAUGUUCACAAUUCCAAGAAACGUGGGAGAAUCUUAAAAUGAAGCCCAGUGACCCGUCCCAGGUGCCCCUAGGCUGUGUCCUCCUCGUGCCCCCACGGACCCACGCUGAGCGAAGGGCACGGUUUGAGACCCGUCCAUGGCACGCUGCGGAUGGUGAAGCCUGGGGCCGGGCGCGUGGGGUCUGGGGGUCGAUGACAAGGCAGGCCGGGACAGUUUCACAAUCCAGAACAGGGCUGGGGGCUCAGAAAUCGUUCCCUGCCGCCGCCCACGUCAGCAACGGCAAGUCCGCAGUUUGACAAACGCUCUGCCGCCAGCGCCUUUUCUGCCAACAACCAGCUCAGGUCGGGAAGGGGCCUGGUGGGCAGAUCAGUGUGAGCCCUGAGCCCUGUCUGGGCCCACACCACCCUCCCCCGCUCACGGGCCGUGAAGGCCAGCCUCAGUCUCCAGCAAGACGCCUGUCUUCCCUCCCAAGCCAUUGCGCAUCCCCAGAAAUUAGACGAGCGUCCUCCAGAACGGCCCCGAACAGCAACCACCCAGGCGAGGGGACAGGGAGGGGCUUUUUAAUAAUGUUCUCAAAACAGGACCAGAAGGGCUCUAACCUUUCUUGAAUGCUUCCUGCUGCCCCUGUGGGUGGUUUCGGGCAGUCGCCACCCACAAACCGCCCUAAAACACUGGCCUUUCCAGUGGGAGCCCACCCAUGUCCCGUGGCUCUCCCCACCACUGUGGUCGGACGGGCCCGGUGUUCCCCCAACAGAGCAGGACAGAUGUGGGGCCCCUUGCCCUCACAAGUACCAGGAAGCCACCCCAAUUUGCCAGCUGCCGGCACAUCGCCAUCAGGGGCACUCAGUCCAGGAUGGGGUUUGUCCUUCGUCUCGAUGUCAGCCCUGAGCCCCACCCUGGGGAACUUGAGGCUCCCACUGUUAAAGCCAGCGCUGUCCCCGGUCGUCGGAGCCUGGUGGCCAUGGGAGAGCUUCCUGGGCAACAAAGCACAUCUGUCCAUGUUCCCGUGUUGUGGAAGCUGGUGGCAGGGCUCGAGAUGUGGAGGGGCUGAGCCAGAAGGAGCACACCCCCCUCGUGGAUGGGACAUUGGCCUUGAGCAGCCCCAGGCCAGCCACCGUCGCCCCUCGCCUGGCACGGACCCUCGGCUGCUGGCCAGUCAAUAAACUCCAAGGAAGAGAGCUAAGGAAGAGGCUUCUGGAAGCAAAAGCUUGCCCAGUCGGCCGGGACUGAAAGGGGCCAAGGCCUGGAAGUCCUGAGGAGCUUGGCUCUGCUCCUCGUGGGGUGGCCGGGGACGCUCUCGGAGGAUGGCAGUGGAAGACCGAGGGGCGCCCCCCCGCACCAGGUGCCCGAUGACGGCGGUCAGGUGGGACCCAGGAGUGGCGGACCUGGAAGAAGCCCUCUGCCCCGCACCCCCUGGCGUCUCCGGGCUCUCUGCUUCCAUGGAAACAUGCGGAGGAAAAGAAGAGACUCUGCCUCAGGUCCAGUGGCCAGCUGGGCCCUCAGCGAGUGAGUGCUGGGGUCACCUCAUCUGCCUCCGAAUUAGGCUAUUUUCCCAGCUACGCUCUUGCCUGAGCCAGGGCCUUGCAGCCGCGGUGUUGUGCUGGCCUCUCCCCCCGCCCCGGGCUCUCCACUUAGUCUCAACUCACCCCAGCAGGUGGCCUGGGCCAGUGGUGGUGACCUCGCUCUGCCCAGCUCUAGCUCCCCAGGGGCAGUCUUUGCCAGUCCCUCCUCACCUCUGUGGCGACAGAAUCAAGGGGCCGUGGGGCCCAAGGUGGCGGCCUCAGACAGCUUUCCCUUCUGCCGUCCGUUGGUUUGGGACACGCAGAUGAAGUAGAACCGUAACCUGGGCCAGAAAGUCACCAGAGACAAAUGGCCCCAAGAGGCUGCUUCUGAGAGCCCAAAGACAGAACUUCUUUCCUUCAACCUCUUAAAACCAUGUUUCCUACCAGAACAUUCAUUCCCCGGGGGACACGGCCAAGAUCAGCCGUUUUCCACGACAAUAGGCCCCAGCCUGCUGGAGCUAGAGUGGGGGUCUGAGUGACAUUUGGGGGGUUGGAUAAUUAUACAAAGGUCUCCACCCACCACCCUCAGCAGGAAAAUAAGAUACUGAGCUAAGUUAGGUCAUUUAGCAAACAUUUGCUGAGCGCUUACUGCGUGCCAGGCUCCUAGGAAGGAGGAGAGACCACAGCCAUGGGGCUGGCAGAAUCCCCGGCAAAGUCCCUCUUGGUCCCAGAGAUAAAGGAGAUUGAGGCUGGCCUGGGGGUGGACAGAGCCCAGUGCUCCUCCGGAGAAGGCACUCCGUCCUUCCAGCGCCUCCCAGCGCCCCGGGUGGGGAUGGAGGGCCUCGACAGAGGGCAGAGCCGAGCAGGGGUCGCCAGAGGCGUCCCGAAGUCCAUCUCCCAAAGGAGGAACUGCCGCCCGCCCGGCCUCACCAUGUGGCCGCCCUCCCCCCAAACCCCGGCAGAGAGCGACGCGGAGAAGAGCGCAGCCACCAUGCCGAGGACAGCAACCUCCACCCCGCGCAAGAUGUCCCUGUCUUCGCCACGGAUCCACAUGGUGGCCGCUCAGCCCUUCUGACCAGGGUGACAGCGCCGACCUCAUUCAGGCCAGUGGCAGAAGGACCGGCGUUUGAGAGACACUACCUGUCCACACGGAGAGUCGAAGCAGCCAGCUCCUUUCCUCCCGUGGCUGCCUCUGGAGGCGCUAGUUCUGAGCACCUGCUGUUUGCCAGACAGAGGUGUGGCGCGGAGCUGGAGUCAGCCGUGUCCAGCUGGCUUCUUGGAGAGGGCAGCGGGGGGGCAGGCCAGCCCCAGGCCCAGACGCCGGAAGCGUGGCCACGCGUUCCCUCCCAGCACCCUGCACAGAUGGCCCCCAAAGAGUAGGACCCUCUGUUUCUCUGAGGCCCCAGAUGGGCCCCUCGAGUCUCAAGAGGAAGCAGUGAAAGGCCUGAGUCCCCCAGUCGCCAGGCUCUGGGGGGCAAUCCUCAGGGCCCUGCGAGGCAGGUGGGGCCUGAUGCUCCUCGGACGCAGAGGGCGAGACUCUAGGAGGCCCAGUGACAUGCCCCCAGCGAAUAGCUAGUAGUUGGUGGAACGGAGACUCAAACCCAAGUCCAUCGAAACCCAGGGUAGGAGAUGUCUGUCUGUGGGAUGUUGACAACUGAAUUGUACGGAUUGGGAAUGCGCUGGGGAGCUCCGGGGCAGGGAUGUGGCAGGUAGGGAGGACGGAGGUGGAGGAGUGUGGACGUAGUGACCUCCCCUCCCUCUGGAACAAGCGCUAAAGUCAGAGGAAGGCCGGCUUCUGCCUUCUCCCCUACGUGGACAGGAUGGAAGUGUCCGUUCAGACUCGGGCCCACAGGCCAACCACGGCCCUGCGCACCCCCAGAGAGAUGCUGUGCGCCCCCCGUCGGCCCCUCUCGCAGGCUCCGGCACGCAAACAUGAGACAACGCGGGUGUCCCUCGGCAGACCGUGGGCUGAAAAGUAGGGGCACAAAGAGAGCUCACUGGUGCCCAGGACUUUGUUUUCCAGUUCAGAGGCCAUGUAGAUCCCAAGAAAGGUCUUAGUCCACUGAGAUCAGAACCUUGAACAGCCUGAGCAGAGCCAGUCCGUACCUUGAAAUGGGUUAUCUGAACACCGCUGGGGGACCUGGGGGGGGGAGGGGGCCAGGGGAGGCAGGGAGGGGAGCAGAGCGCUGGGCCCUUGUUCCCCCAGCCUCCGCUUUGGGUUCUGUGAAGGCGCUGUACUGUCCAGGCACUCUGGCAACCCUUCUGUCCACAAGGGUGACAGAUAUCGGCGCAAUCAUGUUUUUAUUUCGGUUGCCUCGAAUAUUCAAGGUUUUGUCUUCUCCCUCCUGUUCAUACAUAUGCAUGUAAUUAAAUGUUUGUGGAAAUUACUUUAAUAAUAAACAGGAAACGAACCUAAA
This is a messenger RNA of Leptonychotes weddellii (Weddell seal), 8127 nucleotides long. The record is from RefSeq and is a predicted model, not a curated record. NCBI's taxonomy places the organism in Eukaryota, Metazoa, Chordata, Mammalia, Carnivora, Phocidae.